Messenger RNA from Drosophila grimshawi, 1602 nucleotides. Its product is annotated as fatty acyl-CoA reductase wat. Gene Ontology annotation, biological process: long-chain fatty-acyl-CoA metabolic process. The record is from RefSeq and is a predicted model, not a curated record. Bases 1 to 1581 code for a protein of 526 amino acids. The transcript is spliced from 12 exons. NCBI's taxonomy places the organism in Eukaryota, Metazoa, Arthropoda, Insecta, Diptera, Drosophilidae. Gene Ontology annotation, molecular function: alcohol-forming very long-chain fatty acyl-CoA reductase (NADP+) activity. Gene Ontology annotation, cellular component: peroxisome.
AUGAACCGUGACAACGAUGAAUCACAUAUACGACAAUUUUUUGAUGGAUCGAACAUAUUUAUAACAGGAGGCACCGGAUUUUUGGGAAAGAUUCUUAUAAGCAAACUACUUACCUCGUGCACUGGCAUUAAGAAAAUAUAUUUGCUUGUGCGCCAUAAAAAAAACAAGAGCGUAGAAACACGAGUGGAUGAAAUAUUCGAUGAUCCGGUUUUUGAAACACUCAAAAGAACUUCAGUGAAAUAUAGCUCUCGCAUUAAAGGCAUUUAUGGCGAUUGUCUACAACCUGGCUUGGGGCUAAGCUUAAAUGAUCGGAAAAUGUUAACAGACUGUGUCCACAUUGUCUUUCAUAUGGCUGCUACUGUGAGGUUUGACGAAAAACUAAAAACCGCCAUUAAAAUAAACGUUGACGCUGCAUUUGAUGUUAUAAAUCUCUGCAAGGAAAUGAAAAAUCUCAAAAGUGUUGUUCAUAUAUCCACGGCUUAUACACAUUGCCCUCGAAAAACUAUUGAAGAAAAAUUAUAUCAGACGUUAAGCGACGCUAAAAGCCUUAUGCUAAUGGCGGAGUGCAUUCCCGAGAAGUUGUUAGAGCAUGUGACAUCCAAGUUAUUGGGACAAUGGCCGAAUACAUAUACCUUUACAAAAGCAGUAGCUGAGGACGUUAUUCGAAUUAGUAGCGACCGUCUUCCCGUCGGUGUAUUCCGACCUGGCAUUGUGAUUUCGACAUACCAAGAUCCAGUGUGCGGAUGGAUAGAUAACUUUUACGGACCAACCGGAGCGAUAGCUGGAGCAGGCACUGGGGUCCUACGAACUUUGCGCUGCAAUCCGAAAGCAAUUGCAAAUAUGGUUCCAGUUGACUUAUGUGUAAACAGUAUGAUAGCUGCUUCCUGGGAUAUUUAUGAGAGACAAAAAGAUGGAUUGCCUAAGAUGACCGCGAUCUAUUAUAAUACUAUUAAAUUGGUGGAGCUCUCUGUGGGUCCAAUAAAGACAACUGGAAAUAUACCCGUUUAUAAUUUUUGUACAACGAGCGAUAAUCAAUUAACUUGGGGUGAAUUUACUACAAAAACCGCAAAAUAUGGCUUAAUGUAUCCAUCUUUGAAGGCAAUUUGGUACCUGUGUUAUUCAAAUACUACAAACAAGGCAGUCCACAUGCUUUCAAUUUGUUUUCUGCAUUAUUUGCCUGCACUGGUAUUCGACAUUCUUUGUUUGUGCUUUGGGAAAAAACCUCGACUUCUAAAUACUUAUAAAAAGGUUCAUAAAUUUAUGAAUGUUAUCGCAUACUUUUCAUUGCGAGACUGGGACUUUAAAAUUGAUAAUGUUCAAAACCUUUGGAGCAGAAUGACAAAUUUUGACCGGCACACAUUUUUCUUUGAUAUGAACCAAUUAGACUGGGAUUUUUUUCUGCAACAAUAUUUCCGUGGAAUUCGCCAGUACUUAUUAAAUGAUCCAUUGGACACUAUACCAGAAGCGAUGGUUAGAUGGAAUCGAUUAUAUUGGUUGCAUCAGAGUCUUAAAGUGACAAUUUUAAUUAUAACCCUUUACAUACUUUGUGCUUUUUUCAUGAACUUAAGUAAAGCUAUAUGAUACCCAAAUCGAAGAUAAGGA